Messenger RNA from Trichomycterus rosablanca, 2541 nucleotides. RefSeq names its product solute carrier family 4 member 1b (Diego blood group) (gene slc4a1b). The record is from RefSeq and is a predicted model, not a curated record. Bases 1 to 2541 code for a protein of 846 amino acids. Gene Ontology annotation, cellular component: plasma membrane; basolateral plasma membrane. Lineage: Eukaryota; Metazoa; Chordata; Actinopteri; Siluriformes; Trichomycteridae. Gene Ontology annotation, molecular function: bicarbonate transmembrane transporter activity; monoatomic anion transmembrane transporter activity; solute:inorganic anion antiporter activity. Gene Ontology annotation, biological process: bicarbonate transport; monoatomic anion transport; transmembrane transport. The transcript has 17 exons.
AUGCUGAAGAUCUGUGUGGAUGUGGAUGAGCUGAUGCAGGAGAAACAGCAGGGUUCCGGGCAGGAGAUGGAAAGGUGGCAAAACUCCGACCCUGAGCUCGGCCAGAAUGGAACUUCUCAGGUUUCCUACCUGACCUUCAACAGUCUCAAGCUGAUAUGGGAGUCCAUGAAAACCGGGGUAGCGAUGUUGGACAGAGAGGAGCGAACGCUGUCCAACAUAAUGGAGAAGAUCGUGGAUGAGAUGGUUGAGAAGAAGGAGAUCAGACCCAGUAACUGGGAAGCUCUUCUUCAGGCUUUAACACAGAACCAAAGCCAAUCAGUGGAGACCCAGGCUCUGACAUCAUCCCUGGAAAUAGAGGUGGUUGCACAGAGGAGAGAAGUAUCUGAAGAUGUGGAGGCCUCCUUGGUGCUCGUUGGAGCUCUGGACUUUCUGGAGAAGCCGACCAUAGCAUUUGUCCGCCUGAAGGAGUCGCAGGUUCUCCAGGCCCCAUUACAGGCACCGGUUCCAGUUUCAGUUCGCUUCAUCUUCAUACUGGUCGGACCAGCCAAGAGUGACGUGGACUAUCAUGAGUGUGGAAGAGCCAUGAGAGCGCUUCUGGAAGAUGGAGUGUUCAUCCAGGCUGCUCUCCAGGCUCAGAGCCGGACCGAGGUGAAUGACGCCUUCGAAUACUUCCUCGACUGCUGCGUGGUGAUUCCACCCAUGGAGGUUCAGGAUGAAGCCAGGCUCCAGUCCAUCAUCGGCUUCCAGAAGAAACUCUUGCAGGAGAGGAACCGCCCCUCCGAAAUUCAACACCAAUUUGAACCCAUAUCACGCAAAACCUCUGUUGCUGAAGUGCCUCCCCCUCCGGAGGAUCCUCUCAUGAGGACCGGGGUUCCAUUCGGCGGGAUGAUCCAGGAUCUGAGACGACGUUACAGACAUUACAGAAGUGACAUCACAGACGCCCUGAACUCCCAGGUUCUGGCCGCCAUCAUCUUCAUCUACUUUGCUGCCCUCUCGCCUGCCAUCACAUUUGGAGGUCUGCUAGCUGAUAAGGUGGACAACAUGAUGGGGGUAUCGGAGCUGAUGCUCUCCACAGCCGUGCAGGGCAUCAUCUUCUGUCUGAUCUCAGCCCAGCCGGUCCUGGUCAUCGGCUUUUCUGGACCACUGCUGGUGUUUGAAGAGGCUUUCUACGGGUUCUGUAAAUCUCAGGACAUCGAGUACAUCGUGGGCCGAGUGUGGGUGGGAGUUUGGCUCAUCGUCAUCGUCCUGCUGAUCGUGGCGGCGGAGGGCAGCUUCCUGGUUCGCUUCAUCUCCCGCUUCACCCAGGAGAUCUUCUCCAUCCUUAUCUCCCUCAUCUUCAUCUACGAGACCUUCGCCAAGCUCGUCAGGAUCUUCUCAGAACAUCCUCUGAAUCUGAACUACGAGCAGCUGGACAGGACAGUGAAGGACCCGUGGCACCCUGCCGUGACACACCAUACGGUUCCGAAUAAUUCUACAGGUAACAGCACCACGCUGACCAGCGUCCGGCACCGCGCCUACCCCAACACGGCACUGCUGUCCAUGUGCCUGAUGUUCGGCUGCUUCUCUAUCGCUUACUUCCUGCGCGUCUUCAAGAACGGACGCUUCCUACCCGGCAAGGUCCGUCGUUUGAUGGGAGACUUUGGCGUUCCCAUUGCUAUUUUCCUCAUGGUUGCUGUGGACAUGAGUAUCAAUGACACCUACACACAGAAACUGGUGGUGCCUAAGGGCUUGCAGGUAUCAAACCCCGCUAUGCGAAGCUGGCUCAUCAACCCCAUGGGUGAACACAAGCCCUUCCCGGUCUGGAUGAUGUUUGCUUGCGUCGUGCCAGCCAUUCUGGUCUUCAUCCUCAUCUUCCUGGAGUCUCAGAUCACCACGCUGAUUGUAAGCAAACCAGAAAGGAAGAUGGUGAAGGGUUCAGGUUUCCAUCUGGACCUUCUCAUUCUGGUGAGCAUGGGAGGUUGCAGCGCGUUAUUCGGGAUGCCGUGGCUCAGCGCUGCCACCGUUCGGUCCGUAACGCACGCCAACGCUUUGACUGUGAUGAGCAAAGGACCCAAACCAGAGAUUGAGAAGGUUCUGGAACAGAGGGUCAGCGGGAUAUUGGUGGCCAUGCUUGUAGGCCUGUCCAUCCUCAUGGAGCCAAUCCUGAAGAUGAUUCCCAUGGCGGCCCUGUUUGGGAUCUUCCUCUACAUGGGAAUCACGUCCCUCAGUGGCAUCCAGCUGUGGGAUCGCAUACAGUUGCUGCUCGUACCCAAAAAGUACCAUCCCAAUGAACCCUACGCUACAAAGGUGAAGAUGAGCAGGAUGCACAUGUUCACAGCCAUACAGAUGGUUUGCCUGGUCCUGCUCUGGGUUGUGAAGUCGAGUCCGUUCUCGCUCGCCCUGCCCUUCGUCCUUAUCCUCACCAUCCCGCUGCGCAUGUUCCUCAGCCGCCGACUCUUCAACAAGCUCGAGAUGAAAUGUUUGGACGCUGAUGAUGCCAAAGUGACGUUUGAGGAGGAGCCCGGGGUGGAUGUGUACUCAGAAACCCAGAUGCCGUUGUAG